GGGGAAGAGGAGAGAAAGAGGAGAGAAGUGGAGGAGGAGAGGAGAAGGGGAAGAGAAGGGGAGGAGGGGAGUACACACCUCAGCUUAUAUUAGAAGGAGAAAAGGAAGGUGAGAACCGUCGGAGUGGUUGUAAAGGAGCUGAACUUCUCAGAAGAGACUUCCUGUCAUGUUUACCUCAGUCCGGAACCUUUGUGUUCAGGACACAAUGUCCAGGCUACUAUCCUCAGAGUCUGGACGCUGCCUAUGAAUCCGUCCAUACAGCCGCUGCACACACCGAGCCCUGUCUCUUUUACCGUACUUUGUUGUUGGUCAGGAGGGAGGCACAAAGGGAGCUGAAAUGCAGAAUGUACCGGAGGAAUGGAGAGAAGAACAGAGGGCUGGAGGAGGAGAGGUGGAUGCUAAACCCUGGGAGGGUAGAGAGGCCUUAUUCCAAAUUAACACUGUUAACGCCAAACAGGAUAUGGACACUGGGAAAGAGAAUGGAGAGACCGGGGUUAAGGAGAGGAGGAAGGAGAAUGUAGAGAUGAUGAACGAAGGGGGAAAGGGGACGGAGAAAGAGUCGCUGAUGAUGGAGCUGACCCGUUUGGUUCAGAAGACAGUGAAGGAGAGUAGCUGGUGGGAGAGGCGAGGCAUCGACAUCACUAUCCUGGUCCUGGCCUUUCUCCUGUUACCUCCAGCCUUUCUGCUGCUGGGCUCAUCCCAGGUCCUGGUGUUUUUCCUGGGCAUGGUGCUGAUGGGGGUGUCCCAUGCUGUCAUUUCCAUUAAGGGAACCCACCUGGCCAGCCACGGAUCGCUGAGCGAGUCCCCCGCCUGGGCCGAGUUCUGGGCUGUGUUCUUUAUAGAGGUGUGUGGGUCGUUCACAGCAAGGGCAGGUGUAACAGGCCACAUUAAGAUGCAUCAUGCCCACACCAACGUGAUCGGCCUGGGUGACUCCAGCACCUGGAAGAUACCCUGUCUACCCCGGAGCGUCUACCUGUUCAUCGCACCCCUGGCUAUACCCAUUAUCACACCUCUGGUGGCACUAGGGCAGCUGAAGGACCACUCGGUGAGCCAGGCCCUGAGGACAGUCCUGAUGGUGUCCCUGGGGUUCUACUCUCAAUACUGGCUACUGAUGAGUGUGUCUGGGUUCCAGUGUCCGUACAGCAGCCUCCUCUGCAUGCUGCUCUGCAGGGCCAUGUUCUCUAUACCUUACAUACACGUUAACAUCUUCCAGCACAUCGGCCUGUCCAUGUUCUCCCCGACCCGCCGGCCCAAGAGGAUUUACCAGAUGACCCACGGGGUUCUGAACCUUCCCCGGAACCCCCUGCUGGACUGGACCUUCGGACACUCCCUCAUCAACUGUCACGUGGAACACCACCUCUUCCCCUUCCUCUCGGACAACAUGUGUCUCAAGGUAAAGCCCAUCGUGUCCCAGUAUCUAAAGGAGAAGGAGCUUCCAUACCAGGAAGACACAUAUCUCUCCCGUCUGCAGCUCUUCUUUCACAAGUACCAGGAGCUCAUGGUGUUCGCCCCGCCCAUCACCGAGCUGGUGGGGGUGCAGUGAUGGAGGGGGGAAGGAGAGAGGGAGAAGGAGAGAGGGAGACGGAGAGAGGGAGUCAGAGAGAGGGCGACAGAGAGAGGGCGACAGAGAG
Oncorhynchus tshawytscha (Chinook salmon) is the source of this 1631-nucleotide messenger RNA. RefSeq names its product fatty acid desaturase 6. Gene Ontology annotation, biological process: lipid metabolic process. NCBI's taxonomy places the organism in Eukaryota, Metazoa, Chordata, Actinopteri, Salmoniformes, Salmonidae. The record is from RefSeq and is a predicted model, not a curated record. Gene Ontology annotation, cellular component: membrane. The transcript is spliced from 6 exons. Bases 338 to 1543 code for a protein of 401 amino acids. Gene Ontology annotation, molecular function: oxidoreductase activity, acting on paired donors, with oxidation of a pair of donors resulting in the reduction of molecular oxygen to two molecules of water.